UCGCCGGGCUCACCGCCGCGCUUUUGUGCGCUUGUUUAUGAGCAGAGUCAGUUCUGUUCACAGCCGAUAGCGCUUCUACAGCCUCUGCAGAGCUCCUCACUCGAUAUGUAAGCUCAGUGGGACAAUACGAGAUGACCUUAUCUGUUAAACUUGACAUCACCAAUCGUAGUCUGAUGGGGAGAUCUACAGUCUACAAAGACUCUUGAAUAAACCUGAUUAUUACGCAAAAAACACAGUAAUUGGGAUAGAGUUUCACUAAGUAACCAGUGCUUUUUCAAAUAUGGCUGAGGCUGGAGCCAUAUAGACGACUGUAAUGUGUGCAGCAUUUAAACAAAAGACAACAACAUUUUUCUUUUUCUUCAGUUCUUCAAUUUCACCCCAGUGGAAAAAUUCAACAGGACAAGAAAAAAACUUACCAUAGGAAAGAAACACUAUAUCAUCAGUUGACAUGCUGUCCUGCUCUGACGAGAAAAAAUAUUUGACCAUAUUGAUUUGAAUUCUAAAGCUUAAAUGGAGAAGUGCUGAGACAGUUUUCCUCAUCUUCCAUCACUGUCAAGAGGAGUAUCUGGGAAACCAGAGCCACAGUGGCCAAAGGACUUACUAAAGCCCCCAACGUGAGCUCCUGGCUGGAGCUGUGGGGCAACACUGAACCUUGAGAUGCUCCAGACCAACAAUUACUCGCUGGUCCUGCUGAUCCAACUGGCCCUUCUGGCAUUUGACCUAUUUGUUAAUUCCUUCAGCGAACUUCUGAGGGCAGCCCCGGUCAUACAGCUUGUGCUGUUCAUAAUCCAGGAUAUUGCCAUCCUGUUUAAUGUGAUCAUCAUCCUGCUGAUGAUGUUCAACACGUACGUGUUCCAGGUCGGGCUGGUGUCUCUGCUCUUGGAGAGGUUCCGAGCAUUGCUCAUGCUGUCUGCUCUCUACCUCACCCUCAGCAUCUGCCUUCACUGCUGGGUCAUGAAUCUGAGGUGGAUGGAUUCAAAUCGUUUUGUGUGGACAAACGGCUUACAGGUCCUCUUUGUGUUCCAGAGACUAGCUGCUGUGUUGUAUUAUUACUUCUAUAAGCGCACAACAGAGUACCUUGGAGAUCCACGAUUAUAUGAGGAUUGUCCAUGGCUUCGUGAUGCUUUUGCCCGAGCUCGACAGUGACUCAGGCCUGAGGACCAUCAUGAAAGAGAAACUACAAUCUUAUGAGUCUAGAUGGAGGCAAUUGUGAGAUUUAUGAAGACAUUAUACUGGACUGAUACAAAACAAGGAUCGACAUCAGUGGCAAGAAACAAAACUUGAACUUGAGCAGUAAAAUAAUUAAGGGACUCUUAUGUGGAGCCUGAAUGCACACAAGUAUGGAGCACCUUACUGCACCAGCAGCUUUUGCAUAAUCCUAAAGAGCCAGUGAGACAGUGGAACCAGAAGGUAAAUGUAAGCAUUUAAAAACAAUUCAUUUAAUAGUAAUAUUAAACAUAAUUCAUGGAGUAGAUCCAAGUAAAUCUAUCCAGUUUCCAAUGUUUGUGUUUUGUCACUUACCAAUUAGGCUACUUAGGCCUGAAACUGUAGUUUUUUUCCACUUAAUUUGGCAUCAAGAAUAUUCAGGUCAUCAAGUUUUACCAAAUGAAGGUGCCAUUUAAACUGCUGAUAUUUAUAGAUCUGUCUCACAGCGUGUGAAUAUUUUAUCAAUGUCUUCAUUCUCUAGUUAGUAUUUUUAUAAGAUUUUUAUUGAUGAAAAUGACUGUCGGUGGGUCUUAGACUGAAAUAGUGGUCUUCAGUCUGCCUUUUCACAAACUAGAGUGAGAUUUUGGUCAAUGGAAUUUAUUUUACUGUCAUUUUUGUUACUUUUUUAUGUUUGAUGAUCAGAGUAAUUCUUCCUUUUUUACACAAUGAUUUGAUUAUGACCAUCCAACUACAUUUGAGAUUUUUAAAUUAAAGAACAUUCCUCAAACUUUCUGGUUGUCACCAAAACAUGACCAAUGUGCCUCACUCCUGAUCGUUCUGUAUGUUUGCAGUCGGUACAUAUUGUAAUACACAGUAGUAAUAUUACAGGAUUGUCAGUGGGACUGUCUUCCUCUUAUAAUAGUUAACAUAAAUGUUCAGCGUAGCCAUUACAUGGUCUCUGUGAUUAGGUCAUCAGUUUUCACUCAGCUGUGACACUGUUUCGUGAAUGUCAUUUCAGCAUCUU
Colossoma macropomum (tambaqui) is the source of this 2170-nucleotide messenger RNA. RefSeq names its product transmembrane protein 138 (gene tmem138). Bases 658 to 1146 code for a protein of 162 amino acids. Gene Ontology annotation, cellular component: cilium. Lineage: Eukaryota; Metazoa; Chordata; Actinopteri; Characiformes; Serrasalmidae. The record is from RefSeq and is a predicted model, not a curated record. The transcript is spliced from 5 exons.